Lithohypha guttulata is the source of this 3444-nucleotide messenger RNA. RefSeq lists its product as uncharacterized. The transcript has 4 exons. The record is from RefSeq and is a predicted model, not a curated record. Lineage: Eukaryota; Fungi; Ascomycota; Eurotiomycetes; Chaetothyriales; Trichomeriaceae. Bases 1 to 3444 code for a protein of 1147 amino acids.
AUGUCGCUGAAUGGGCUUGACGACGAAGUGAUAGCUCAGGCGUUGCAGAACGUUUCAACAGAAGCAGGAGGAUGGUUUCUGCUCAGAUAUGCAAGUCGCGACACCGUGGCGUUGUUGAAUGGUGGCACAGGAGGUGUGAGUGAAGCCAGACGAGCUAUCCAAGGUUAUGAAGAGAAGUCACCAUUGUACGGUCUGGUUCACUAUCGACGGAAGAGGUUCAUUCUGAAAUAUGUUCCUGAAGGUACUUCUCGACUGCUGCAAGUUCGUCUGGCAGUACAGUUUCAGUCUGUUCUCGAUACCUUCAGUCACGAUACCGUUUUCCCCUUCACCAAUGCCGAUGAGUUAAGUGAAUCUGCCCUCCGACUAUCAACCAUGUCGCACUCCUCCGGCUCGAAAACUCCUUCGCAGACGUCGCUUCGUUUAAAUGAAAUUGCUGAAGAUAACGAAGAGGGUCCUAGCAUGAAGGAGGAGCCGAUUCAAAGUAGUGUAGUACCACAACUGGAGAAGCAGAGGGACGACCCCGGCAUCACAGAUGGCUUACCUGCCAGCACUAUUCGAGCAAAAGCGAUGUUGGCGAAGCGCAGACAGGAGAGCAUGCAGUCAGAGACAAAGGUCGACGCAUGGCAAAUAGGUCAGGAACCUUCAGCUUCUGCUGAGGAAACUGUCGUGGCACCUUCUCCAGAAGCUCCUCCCAAAUCAACGAAAGAACAAUUUCCACCAAGAUCCAGCUCGAUAAUCAUCGAUAAGGACUUGCCUGUACCACCUGCAGAGAAGAUCUCGACUGGCUUGCCAAAGGGCGGCACCGACACGUAUCCGGAAUACCUCCACGAUGUGGUUAUUCCAUCCUUCGACUCUGAUUCUGACGACGAUGCAAGGCGGCCCGUACCAAAGGAAUAUAACCCUAUUCGCUACUCGAACCACCUCAGUGCUGCUGAAUCGACUAACAUUAGCCAAUGGACAAACAAUGUCGCUGCCUCUACAAGCUCAAAACACGAUCGCGCUUUACGUCCUCACCCGGAAUCGCAAAGGCGUCCAAGGACUGCUGGCUACUCUGAAGACAUGGUCUCUGUGAGGCGAGUUGCCAAUCUGCCCACAUCAGUCCGCGUCUCGAGUCGAAUCUCAAGCCAACCGUCGCGACCAGGAUCUCAGCAAUCCACAAGGAGUGUACCAGCUCGUUUCGUACCAUCAGCAAACCUUCCCCCACCACUCCCUUCACCUACUGAACCUACGAUACCUGUUUCGCGACCCACUGCAAGUCGAAUGCAAUCGCAGACAUCAACACUGUCUGCAGAGAGCUCUAAUGUGUCGCCCGAGAAAAUGCGACUUAUGAAAGCAUUGCAGAUGCGGAAACGGAAUCAACUCCUCGCUCAAAGAUCUGCCCCAGCAACUGCAUUGGUGCCUCCUAGCACCAUGGCAAGCACAGACAGCACCCAGUCUGGCCUUUCCGAUCUGUCCACAGCCGCCUCUUCCACGAACAAUGCAAGUCGCAUGGCCAAUUCGCAAAUCCCUGAAAUAGCUAGCAUUGAUGAAUCCGAAACCACUUCACCAAUUUCCGUCAUCACGAUAUCCGAUCACCAUUCCACCGAUGCAACAUCGCUAGAAAUGAGCAUCAUCGUUAACAAGUCACGAGCCUCUCUUUCUUCGGACACAAAUAGCUCGACCACACCGACAGCGAAUGAUGGGCGGCAGCAACGCGCAGAUCCAUGUACAAACCAGGAGACCUCUAUAGAUGAUACCAAUACUUCCAAUAGCGCUUCACACGGCCCAGUCAUAGUGUCAGGACCAGACGAAUCCUCCGCAGCCAAAAGUGAUCGCAUCACCACGAUCAAUCACCCCGAGUUCAAUCAGCACGAGCGGCAAGAUUUGGCCUCUGUCCAGAGUCUCGAAUCGCAGCCCAUGUCUGAUUCGGUGUCCGCAAACCAGCCGAACAAGAAGCGACACCAAUUUGAGGGUCGUAUUACAAUUCCAGGUGCUUUGACCGACCCCUCUGAGGUAUCUGAUUCAGAAUCCUUCAUGGAAGAGCUACAGAACGCAACUGUACAGGAAGCAACAUCCAUGUCCGUCAAUAGAGCUCCGAUGACACCGGUCUUGUCAAGGAUCCCAACCAGAGAUAUGUCGCGCGAUCGUACCUACUCUGACAUGUCAAACACAAAACAUCGAUCUCAUUCGUACGGCAGUCAAGCGAGCACUCCCGAGAAGCCAAGGGCGACCAGUAGAGCCGGGAGCACGAGAAGCGUUUCGACUGCGCUGCCACAAUGGCCACCUCAAUCAACUGAACCCGUACCAGCAUUGCCCAAGCAGAAAGCUCAAAUAUCAGCAGGCAUUUCGACCCGAGUCAAGACGUUCGAAGGUCUCAGCCAUCCUGAUAGCGAUGCGUGCUCGGUAGCUGCGGAAAAGGAUCACACACGUGGAACGAUGCUUUCUGGCAUGCUCAAGCGGGCAUCUUUCCUGAAUUACUCCAGUCGCACUGAUCGCACGCCCGAUAAGGAGGUGCCUAGCCCAUCACCUUCUCCUCGCACGGCGGUCUUGGAGGAAGCAAUUGCGAAAGCCAAUGCACGUCCUGUUGUUCAGCGGCCUGGAGCAGGUACUGAAGUGUACUCACCUACGCAUAAAGGUGAAACUGUUUCUAUUACCGCUCGUAUUGUUAGAAAUCCGAGCAACGGUCCACAAGGACCAGGUGAUGACGCUCAAAUGCAUUGGAGUCCUUUAAUUGUACAGCAUGAAACCAGAGAAGAACACGAUUUACCGUCGCCUCUUUCACACGAUACUACUCAUUCGAGCGAUUCUUUUGCGCCAAGUACAACAUCAGAAAGACGACACUUUUCGUUUUCAUCUCACAGAGCAAACUCCAGGAACUUGUCGCCGGUGGAGAAGAGGUCACAAAGACCUUCGAUCACAAGUAGUCCCAAAAAGCAAUCGAGACCGCCAAGUGACACAUCCUCAAUCACUGAAGAAAGACGAGCCUCCAGGACUAGUCGUGUCCUGAAACGCUUGUCAGGGUUUGGAAAACCACGUACUAAAGCCUCCGGAAUUACCUCGCCAACACAAGAGUCGCUACAUACAGAGACCAUACAAGAGCAAGCAGAAAUGCCCGAACACAAAACACGAUCAGUCGUGGACAUUGGAGAAGUCAAUGUACAAUUUCCUGAAGGUCUUCUGUGGAAGCGUCGAUUUCUGCGAGUGGACAAUCAAGGCUACCUUAUCUUCGCACCACCGAUCAACGACUUCAGUACUCACGGCAAAAAUCGAGAAAUCCAUCUCGACGAGCUGUAUCAGCCGGCUCUGCCAGAUUUGGAGCGCGAGGAGAUGGCGUGGAGUAUUAUUCUUGACCUCAAAGCUGGCGGAACCGUUCAAUGUGCGUGUGGCAGUAAGGAAGCUCAAAUGUCGAUACUUGACAUGCUCCUCAACGCCCACAGUGCUUAUAAUCAACUCUACGCUGGCUGA